Molecule: messenger RNA, 4821 nt
Organism: Guyanagaster necrorhizus
Lineage: Eukaryota; Fungi; Basidiomycota; Agaricomycetes; Agaricales; Physalacriaceae
Product: sulphite reductase hemo protein, beta subunit
Exons: 10
Coding region: 274-4647 (1457 amino acids)
Biological process (GO): sulfate assimilation; amino acid biosynthetic process
Cellular component (GO): sulfite reductase complex (NADPH)
Molecular function (GO): FMN binding; 4 iron, 4 sulfur cluster binding; heme binding
Source: RefSeq, a predicted model, not a curated record
CAAUCAGUAAGCCAGGGCACAAGUCGCAAGGAUACAGAAGAAUGAGGUGCUCUUUGACAAUAUAAUGAAUGGCUUGGGUGUACUUUCUAUCAGCAGCGUCAGCUAGGAAUUCGGAAUUCCAAGGCAUCUUCCACCGGGAUGUCCAUGAUUUCUCCAAACAAUCACAAAGGUAUGAGGUGCUUCAUGCGACAACAUGAUUUUUUCAGGAUGCCGAUUCUGCUUUUCCUUGGCCUUGUACGACCGACCAUCACUCCCGUUUUCUGAACUACCAUCAUGACCAGCUCCGUUGCUCGGAUCGCCUACUUGGCGUCCGACACCCUGGUGGACCUUCAGCUACCGUCGCCAAAUACUUCACUCUCUGCUCAGACCUUUACAUCUUUAUCAACUAUCUCCAGACAGAGACCGGCCAUCGUAUCAGUCCCCUCCGGCGGUGAUCCAGUAGCGUACAUUAUCCGAAACGCCACCGCUUCUCUCAUCUCCUUUACUGCAUCAGCAAGCCCACGGACGAUUACUAAUGUCAUCCUUCGGAUAUCGGAGUUGUCUUCUCUACCACUUGUCCUCCACUUUGCCCUCGAUGGCGACCUCUCUGACGUCCUUCUUCUCCGGUCCGCCAUUCCGUACUUCCUGCUUUCCACGACAGCCCAACAAGCCCAUGACAAUGCCCUCCUGGCAUCCAAGCUAGCCCGGACAGAGAAAAAGGCCAUUGUUCAUGCUUACUAUUCAAGCGUCGUGGACGUAGCACAGGAAGUCCAGGAGGACCAAGUCGUCCCAUUCCUUCUCGACAACAGACUUUCUAAGCACUCUCCGACUGCCAGCAAUGGGCAUGCGUAUGCCGCCAAUGGAAAUGGUGUUAAUGGACAUGCAAAUGGUGUCAACGGUACAAACGGCCAUUCAAACAGCGAUGCAAAUGGUCGUUCAAACAGUCAUUCCGACGAGUUUACGGACAACUCGGUCGUAAACGAUCUUUUCAAAGCAUAUGAGAUCAUAGCUUUGAGUACCGUGUCCCUCGUUCGUCGGCCCCUGAGGCACCUCGUCUCCCAGGGUACGAGUAAUGCAGAGACGGUCAUUUUCACUUUGGGUCGUGAAUUGCCCAUUGUCGCUCAGGGCGUGUCCAUUAUAUUCGUAUCUCUCGUAACUCCUCUCCCUCCCUCGCGUAUAAUCGCGGCCAUUCCUUCUACAACAAAGAGAGUCAUCGUUUUGGAGCACAUUUCAAAAUGGUCGAUGAAAUGGACACCAUUGUAUCUCGACGUAGUCAGCGCCCUGCAAUGCCAUGAACCACGCCCUAUCAUUCAAAGUGGUGUUUUCGGUGCCGUCGACGGUAUUACGUCUGUCGACAUUCUCAAGCUCGUACAACACGCCUCGAUCUCAUCGCCGUCCACACGGCUUGAGUUGAGUCCUCCAUCAACCCCAUCGCCUAGUAACAUCGCACCCCUCGUUCCCAAGCACGAAGCAUCAUAUAAUAAAAUUUUGGCCCAUCUCUUCGACGAUAGGCUCGAAAUCGCGAACUCGCCGUCACUUGUCGCAUCCCAGGGCGAGAUUGCUACGACCCCGGAGUUUGCGCUGGGUCGCGUACGGGCGCAGCUGGAACAGAGGCAACAGCUCAUUAAUGCCGUUCUGGAGUUGCUGCAGAGUGAUAUACUGGAUGUGGAACUUCAUUCAUUACUGAGUAAAUGGAUACUUGCGAAGGAUGACAGUAGGAAGAACAAGGGUCUUGGGGAGGAAAUUGUGGCAUCGCUGAAACUGGCACCACUAUCUCAUCCUGCGGCCGUGCGCAUUCUUUCUCUCAGCGCACAUUUCUCCGUUAUUUCGCGGUGGAUUAUUGGCUCUGACGCGUGGUCGUACGAUUUGGGAUCAUCUGGGCUGCAUCACGCUGUCGCGUCGGGCCUGAAUGUCAAUGUCCUCAUUAUCGACAGCCUUCCAUAUUCCUCUCGCAAUUCUGGAGAGAUAAGCAGGCGGAAGCAUGACGUGGGUUUGUACGCUAUGAACCACGGGGACGUUUAUGUUGCCAGCGUGGCCGUUUAUUCGUCCUACGCGCAAGUCUUGCAGGCAUUCACAGAGGCUGACCAUUACAACGGACCAAGUGUCGUCCUGGCUUACUUGCCGUAUGUAUCCGACAACUCUCUUGCUCUCGAGGUCCUUAAAGAGACCAAGCUUGCCGUUGAUUCCGGAUACUGGCCCUUGUAUCGAUGGGACCCUUCAAAGGAUCGCGAAGGGAAGGAGCCAUUUUCUUUAGACUCUGACUCGAUUAAGUACGAUCUCCAACAGUUCCUUGACCGUCAAAAUCACCUCUCUCAGUUGGUUCGGUCGAAGCCAGCGAUGGCCACUGAACUAGUCAGUAGCUUAGGGCAGAGUGUGAAGGAGGCAAGAAAACAGAAGGCGCAGCAGUCAUACAACGAACUCCUGUCAUCGCUGGAUGCCCCGCCUCUGCUCAUCUUGUACGCUUCUGAUGGUGGAAAUGCCGAGAAGAAGGCCAAGCGCCUCUCCCAUCGUGCCCAGGCUAGGGGACUUUCUACCACCCUAGCUUCAUUCGAUUCCAUGUCACUGGACAGUCUGUCUCAGGAAGAGUACGUUGUCUUCAUCACAUCUACCGCCGGGCAGGGAGAGCCGCCUCAGAAUGGACGUCAGUUUUAUAAGGCGCUCAACGCCGCAGCUGCGGGUGAUGAUCGAACCUUGACGAAGCUCAAGUUUGGUGUCUUCGGCAUGGGUGACAGUCACUACUGGCCCAGAUCCGAAGACGCGCAUUAUUACAACAAACCUGGAAAGGACUUGGAUGCUCGUCUAGGGAAGUUGGGUGGCGAUCGCAUUGUUGAGUUGGGACUUGGUGAUGACCAGGAUGCAGAUGGUCCCGAGACGGGAUACAAACCUUGGGAGCAGCUUUUAUGGAAGGUCCUCGGAGUCGACUCCAUUGAGAUCACGGAAGCCGAGCCUGAACCCAUUACGAACGAACACAUCAAAGCCGCUUCGCAGUAUUUACGUGGAACAAUCGCCGAAGGUCUCCAAGACUUCAGCACGGGCGCUCUCGCACCCAGCGACGGACAGCUUACGAAAUUCCAUGGCAUCUACCAGCAGGAUGAUCGAGACAUUCGAGAGGAGCGACAAGCGCAAGGAGCGGAAUUGGCGUAUAGCUUCAUGAUCCGAGUGAGGAUGCCUGGUGGUGUUUGUACGCCAGAACAAUGGUUGCAAAUGGAUCAAAUCGCAGAUGAACAUGGCUGUGGUACGUUCAAAAUUACGACGAGAGCUACGUUCCAAUUCCACGGUGUAAUUAAGAGACACUUGAAGCCCGCCAUCCAGGACAUUAACAGGGUUCUCCUCGAUACACUCGCCGCAUGUGGAGAUGUCAACAGAAAUGUCAUCUGCUCUUCCAUUCCCACAAUGUCAAAGCUGCAUAAGCAAGUGUUUGCAUUCACGAAAGCCGUCAGCGAGCACCUCAUUCCGAGGACGACUGCAUACCAUGAAAUUUGGCUGGAUAAGAAAAUGGUCGCAGGAGACGCUGUCAAGGACUUUGAACCAUUAUACGGCGAAUUUUAUCUGCCCCGAAAGUUCAAAGUUGCUGUUGCCGUACCGCCUACGAAUGACGUCGACGUUUUCGCAAACGAUCUUGGCUUCAUCGCAAUUGUCGGCGACGACGGUGAGUUGACUGGUUUCAACGUCUCCGUUGGCGGAGGCAUGGGUGUUACACACGGAAACAAAAAGACCUAUCCCCGGGCCGGUAGUAUCAUUGGUUUCUGCACUCCCGAACAGGGAAAGCUUGUCGCAGAGAAGGUCAUGUUGACCCAGCGGGAUAACGGAAACCGUGCCGACCGAAAGAAUGCACGUCUCAAGUACACGAUAGACCGUAUGGGACUCGACGUGUUCAAAGCGGAGGUUGAGAAGCGACUUGGUUAUGCCCUCCAGCCUGCACGACCAUUCACGUUUGACCGCAAUGUCGACGACUACGGCUGGGCGACAGGCGAAGAUGGCAAGCACCAUUUCUUGAUGUUCAUCGAAAACGGACGCAUCCAAGACGAGCCCGGAAGGGACUUUAAGACCGGUUUACGGGAGAUUGCCAAGGUCCACAAAGGCACGUUCCGCUUAACCGCUAACCAGCACUUGGUGGUGUCGGACGUGCCAAACGAGGAGCUUCCUCUCAUCAAGGAGAUCCUGACCCAAUACAAGCUGGAUAAUCUCGUGCAUUCCGGGCUUAGACUAUCAUCGUCGGCAUGUGUGGCAUUUCCAACAUGUGGUCUUGCCAUGGCGGAAUCGGAACGGUAUCUUCCUCUGUUGAUUGAUAAGGUGGAAAAAAUCUGCGAGAAGAACGGUCUCCGUAACGAUUCAAUUGUGAUGCGGAUGACUGGAUGUCCCAACGGGUGUGCUCGUCCUUACCUUGGAGAGGUUGCUUUCAUCGGCAAAGCACCCGGUUCAUAUUCGAUGCUGCUUGGUGGAGGAUUCUAUGGUCAGAGAUUAAACAAAAUUUACCGAGAAACGGUCACUGAGCCUGAGAUCUUGGCUAUCCUAGAGCCCAUCAUUAAAAGAUAUGCUCUGGAGAGAUUAGAAGGAGAGCGCUUUGGUGAUUUUACCAUUAGAGCUGGGUAUAUCUCGGCCACCACUUCUGGUAAAGAAUGGUAUGUGGGCAUGGGUGGAGAAGGACAGCAUAAAGAAUCAUCUUGAUGCUGAUAACUUGACGAAAUUGAAUGAUAUUUACGGCUGUGGUCAUGGCCGUGCGACGGAGUCGGGACCCAUUGUCAACGUUAGUUUAUAUAGCAAAGAGUAAAAAUUAUUUACAUAGCGCGUUCCUGUUGCUUACAAGACUUUGGUCACUUAAAAGCAACAAAAGACAAUGUC